AAUUAAUAUAUUCCUUUCCUGCUCCUCCUAGCUCUAAGCUGCAAUGAAAAUGAUGGAGACCACAUGGACAGAGACCAACAGUACACCCCCAACCAGAAAACCAAACGCAUGAGGACCUCUUUCAAACACCAUCAGCUCCGGACAAUGAAAUCCUACUUUGCUAUUAACCAUAAUCCAGAUGCCAAGGACUUAAAGCAACUAGCUCAGAAGACUGGUUUAACCAAAAGAGUUUUACAGGUAUGGUUUCAAAAUGCAAGAGCCAAAUUUAGACGGAAUCUUCUGAGACAAGAAAAUAAUGGAGUAGACAAAACAUCAGAUUCCACUCUUCAAGCUGGGACUCCAUCAGGACCAGUCUCUGAAAUUUCCAAUGCUUCUAUGAGCCCCGCCACUACACCAACUACAUUAACAGACUUGACUAACCCUACAAUGCCAACUGUGACAUCUGUACUGACUUCGGUAGCUGGUAGCUUGGACGUGCAUGAGUCUCGAAGUCCUCCACAAACAACACUCACAAAUCUCUUCUGAUGACUCUUCAAAAGUUCAUUUAACAACAAAAAAGAGAUUAUUUUUAGUCAAUUUCCAAGUGUAUUUUAAUAGAGACUUUGUUCAAUGAAUAAAUUACAUUUUUGGGGAACAUUCUCAGAGAAGAGUUCAUUGUGCUGGUGUUUUGAUAAACUGAAGAAUUGGUUGAAAGAUGUAUCUGCAACACAACAUUUGUGUACCUGUACAGUUUUGUGGACUAAAAAUAAGGGAAAGAACCAUUAAUUUAAGUUGGCUGAAUCUUCUGUAUUCUCAAAGACUGUUAUGUGCCUUAUAUACUGUCUUAUCAACAUAAAAUUUCUCUCUGUAUAUUUAUGACCAGAACUAAAUUGUUACAAGUUUGUUACUUUUCAAAUAGUCCUAAAAAGUUUCUUUGCUUAGACUUUUUCUGGCAGAAUUUUGGAGCGAGUAAUGUAAAAUGUGAGCAUUCAUAGAUAAUUUGGUGGUUUCCGUCCAUCACAACAUUUGCACUGGUAACUACAUCCAGAUAAGUUUACUGGGCUUUCCAGUAAACUUGGGGUAAAGAGACUUUACGCAGGGAUCCUAAAAUUGUCUAGUGUGAUAUAUAACCUCUUUAGAUUUUGAAAACGCUAAUAUAUUGAUAUCUUAAACCAUGCAUACCUCCCAAAUGUACAUAUUUUGGUGGACAACAGCGUCAUGAAGAAGCAAGACUUAGUGUAAGUGGUUGGCAUUUCACCUGAACAGGGGCAGGAAUAGGAAAACCUGUAUGGUACUUACAUGUUCCAGUUUUACAUUUUAGGAUGUUGGGAGGUGUGAGAGUGGUAUGACCCUGUCUACUCUAGUCCAUAAAGUAAUUAUUUUUCCAUUUAGGAUUAGGAAUGAAAGAAAUUGGCUAACUGGAAAUAAGUAUUAAAAACAAAGCACAAUGUUUGACUAGCAUUUAAACAAACCGUGAAGGUUUUGAGAGUAAAAGGUUCACCUACCACAGUUUGAACCACUCUUAAUUUGUUUUAAAUCUCAUAUACUAAACUGUUCACUGUGAAAAUUAGUUUACAACUGGUGAGAAACAAGGAUUUCUAGUCAUUAAAAUGUUGUUCAUGAGCUUAGUUGUCUCUGCCACAACAGUCACCAUAAUUCAGUAUUAACUUUUACAAACAUUUUUAUUAAAGGACUAAAAGACAAACCACAUACUGUACUUACAUGGUUUUACAGUGCUGCACCCAUAAUCUAAAUAAGUGAUACACACCCACUAUAAGCCAACCAGAACCAACUCCACUAAUAAGCCCACAUGUACUCUUACAUCAAAGAUCCUUAGGAAAAUCAAUACAUUAAUGAAUCUUCUAGAUUCUUAUAGACUUUGUGGCUCAACUAGAAUACAAAGAAGGCCAUGAUACUAUUAUCUGGAGUUGUUUCACUCAGAUUAUUUAAAACUGUAUAUAACCCAUAAACACAUUUAAUAUAUUGCAGCUUACCUGUUCCUUAAAUGUGGUGGCUGCAUUUGUUUUUUGUCAGGCCUUUUUUUGCUUUAUUUUUACUUGGUGAUCCUGAAAAUAAAACACUUCCUGUCCUAGAGUGGCUACACUCGCUCCAUUGUAUCAAUGGAGAAGCUUUGGGCUGCUCUCCUAAUUUGGACUACAAACAUAUCUUCUUCUCUUCUUCUCCAUUACAUGGAGGGUAGUGGAAUUUGUAGUUUAAAGAAGAUAGCUUAGAAAAAUGAUAACAUUGUUUGUCAUUUCAGCUCAAUUCACAGGAUAACAGGUAUUUUCUGAACUGAAUUUUGUUUCCUCUAAAAUAAAACGAAUGCAGCUGCCACAUUUAAGGACUAUAUGAUUUUUUUGUUCUAGGGUUAGAUAUCCUUUAAAUCAAAAUAUACAGUACAUGCCACAUGACCUACGGGGUUUGAAUGUCCAACGAGUUCUUAAAAAAACAUUGACACAAAAUUGCACUUGACUGUUUCAUGGCCAUUUUAAGAGUGGGUUGUAGAGUCCUUGCACUGAUGAGAAUCACCAUGCUCGCAUCAUUUUAAGUCUUAAAUAUACUGAUAAGAUUGGAUGUAAAUACAAAUGAAGCUCACCCUUAUGCAGAUGAGGAAAUUCAGAAAGGCACAUUCUAGCACUCAUAGGUUUUAAUAUAUCUUGUUCAGUGCCACACAUGCCUGAAACACUUUGGAAUAAGUUACAGGCAAGCCCUGACUCUGAGAGAGUCGCCAGAAGUAUUUAGAAAUAAUGCCCUUUAUAACUAAACUCAUUCUUAGCUAGUGUUUAUUAAUACCAUUGGUAAAGCCAAUUCGAAACAACCAUCCUUGUAUAAACUUAUGGCCUGUGUGUAAUCUUUUUGUAAAGUUUUGUUUGGUCUCUGAAAAAAGGUAUAAAGCAGGAAAAUAAUUAUACUAAUAAACAAAGGCUGCUUCUUUUAUUA
This is a messenger RNA of Rana temporaria (common frog), 2919 nucleotides long. RefSeq names its product LIM/homeobox protein Lhx2-like. Bases 64 to 525 code for a protein of 153 amino acids. The transcript is spliced from 2 exons. Gene Ontology annotation, cellular component: nucleus. The record is from RefSeq and is a predicted model, not a curated record. Gene Ontology annotation, biological process: regulation of transcription by RNA polymerase II; neuron differentiation. Gene Ontology annotation, molecular function: RNA polymerase II transcription regulatory region sequence-specific DNA binding; DNA-binding transcription factor activity, RNA polymerase II-specific. Lineage: Eukaryota; Metazoa; Chordata; Amphibia; Anura; Ranidae.